Molecule: messenger RNA, 1454 nt
Organism: Arachis stenosperma
Lineage: Eukaryota; Viridiplantae; Streptophyta; Magnoliopsida; Fabales; Fabaceae
Exons: 11
Coding region: 1-1215 (404 amino acids)
Cellular component (GO): membrane; endoplasmic reticulum
Molecular function (GO): long-chain fatty acid-CoA ligase activity
Source: RefSeq, a predicted model, not a curated record
AUGGUGAAGGAAUGGGUGUUAGUUGUCAAAGAAAUUCAAGGCAUAAAUGGUGCAAGGUCCAAGUUGGAGGAGUCCAACACUCAAGUGGGUGCUUCAAAGGUGCUUGGGAAGGUUAUUCAUCCAAGGGCACAAGUGAAGGGCAACAAGAGGAUGAUAGAGAAAUCAAGCAUCAUGAAAGGGAAAAACAUCAAUGUGGGGGAGAUGAUUGCGAACAAUAUUCAUAGGGUGCUGAAGAGCACCAAGGAUAGCACAAGACUUGCAUUCCCAAGCAUCAUCCAGAGGCUUUGUGAUGAGACUGGAGUGGAGAAGGUGAUUGAUGAGAUCUUGGUGGAGCAGGACAAACCAAUCACAGCCAAAAAGAUGGAAAAGGUGGUGGCCAUCAACCCACUGCAAAGAGCAAGGGAGCAUAGGGCUCAUCUCCGCCGCUUCUUCCUCACCAAGUCAAUUCUCUUUCUCAUUCGCUUCUUCAUCCUCCAACGCAGGAGGAAGCGGCGGCGCCACUACUACCACACCCUCCUUCGACUUUGGCUCUACACCUUCCUCCUCCGUAGCCUCUGCGCCGUCAUUUUCCUUCGGUUUUGGGUCCGCGCCGACCGCAUCUCGCUUGGCUUCUGCUCCAGCUCCGUCUCUGUUCAGCUCUGCUUCUUCAGCUUCCACUACGGCAGCUUCGAGUUCCGGUUCUUCCAUUUUCGGUGCCGCGAGUUCAGGCUCCUCCUUGUUCUCCACACCGUCUUUUGGUGGAACUUCCUCUGCCACGACGCCGUUUGGGGCAAAACCCUCUGCUGCGAUGAUACCGUUUGGCGGAGCAUCUUCUGCUUGACCCUCGCUAUUUGGUGGAGCAUCUUCGCUAUUUGGCCUUCUGUCACACCAUCAAGCAACUUCACCGAUGCUCUCCCUUUGGUGAAGGACUGCUCUGAGAAUAACAAGAGGCUUAUUCACUUCUUUACUUGUGAAGUUGCAUUUAUUCUGCCCUGCAGAGGGUACAAGUGGAUGACUUUUGGAGAAACAGGUACUGCACGGUCAGCUAUAGGCUCUAGUCUGAUUUAUUAUGGAAUUCCAAAGGGAGCUUGCAUUGGCAUAUACUUUAUUAAUAGACCGGAGUGGCUCAUUGUUGACCAUGCUUGCGCUGCAUAUUUAUACAUAUCAAUGCCUUUAUAUGAUACUCUUGGUCCUGAUGCUGUCAGGUAUAUUGUUAAUCAUGCUGCUGUGCAAUAAUAUUUUAUGUCUCAAACAUUAAAUUCGGGAAGCAGUAAUCUUCAGCCCUUUAGCCCACCAAAACCUGAUGAUGUUACAACUAUUUGCUAUACAAGUGGUACAACUGGAACCCCAAAGGGGGCUGUCUUGACCCAUGCAAACUUCAUUGCAAAUGUUGCUGGGACCACUAUGGAUGAAAAAUUUGGCCCUUCUGAUGUUUAUAUAUCAUAUCUCCCUUUAGCACACAUUUAUGAGCGGAC